CUCCGUCGCGCUAACUCCACCGCCGCCGGACUGAUUCUUGGAGGGUUGAUUCUGGCGCACCGGUUUGACGGAGAGGCAAGGUGGCGCAGGGCAGGGUGUGGAUUGAAUCUGGUGCCAUCGUCCGUCCCCGAUUCGCCCUCACUGCAGGCAGGGCAGGGCGGCAGCGGCAUCAUAAAUUCAAGGCUUCAUCUUUCUGCCGAAACUCUUCAAGGACGCUCGAUUGGUGAACACAGAGCUGCAGCAGGAGGAGAAUUAUUAGAUAGAUUACUGUGUUAUUAUUAUUAGGUCUUCUGUCAAGUCGCAGUGGGGAUGUCUAAUAAGCGCCGGGGACAUGCCGGCGAUGGUGGUGAAAAGAGGUCGCGGCGGCUCAAGCAUCUGUACCUCGUGUUGGAUGACUGGACCAAGGGGUACAGCAUCCACAAGAUCCAAGCCGACAGCUUCGACUUUGACUCUGACUCUGAUGACCAGCACAGCAGCGCUGCCCGGCACCUCCCGGAGCCUCCGACCCUGCGGUUAGAGUGCCCGGUUGGCACUGUACCCCAUCCCGGCAUGUCGUUCUCUGCCUUGGGCACCAAGAUCUUCACCUUCAUGAACCAGCGAUGCAGCCUCAUCUACGACACCAAGACGGCCGCAAUGACGAUUGGCGCCCAUGCCCCUGCUGACAUGGUCUGUGGCUUCGGCAUCACCGUGGUCGUUGGUGAGAUGCUCUAUGCAUUAUCUUACCACUUCCGCGUGAAACAACACUCCUUUGGGGUCAUGUCAUGGGGGUCCACCGCCCCGGAUGUGCUGCAACAUCCAACCGAGGGCUGGUCCUGGAAGACUCUGCCGCCACCACCGCCAACGUUCCACCGCCGAGUCAACUCCUAUGCACUACACCCGGAUGGAUGCACCAUCUUCAUGUCCACAGCUAACUUCAUGACGGCACCUAGCAAAGGUUGCAUGGGCACCUACUCAUUCAACACCAAGGAUUCUGUGUGGAGAUGGCAUGGGGAGUGGGCCUUGCCAUUCACCGGCCAAGCUCACUUUGACAGGGAGCUCAACGCUUGGGUUGGCCUUGGGUGGGAUGGCUACAUCUCUGCUUGCCAAGUUGCCUCCCCCAGCUGCCACAGCACGACUCCAACGUUGCAGCUGGACUGCCAGACAACCAAGGAGAAGUUGUUCUGCAAGGACCGGAAGCCGCACAUGGGAGCCUCUCUCACCUACAUGGGCACGAGCAAGUUCUGCCUCGUCGAGUGCGUGAAACGGGAGCGAGUGGAGGAGGAACAGGAUCUCGGAGACCAUGAUGGCUGUGUGCUCCAUAUCACCAUAUUUGGGCUCAAGUUCAAUCACAAGGGAGAGCUGCGGAUCACAGAUCACCGCUCCACGCGCUCCUUCAUAGUGUCUAGUCAUAAAGAUCACUUUAUGCCUGUAGCAUUUUGGAUGUAGAAACCCGUUUGGCUUGUUCCAAAAUCCUUGCUUGACUGUCACUGGUUCAUGUUGUGCUUUGUCCUCCUAGAAAGUGGAAUCAAUAAAAAGUUCUGUUUGCUUGGAAGUUGUGCGAUACUUGAUCCGUGUAUUCUAUUUUUUGGUAUGCUAGUUAUUGAUGUACUCCCUUCGUCCAAAAAAUAAGUGACUCGGUUUUGAGUCACUUAUUUUGGGACGGAGGGAGUAUUGUCACUAGAUCUCUUGCUGAAACAUAUAUAUGUGGGAAGAUGCCAUGGUCCUAUGGUUGAACAAAACUAACUAGAUCUCAU
Aegilops tauschii subsp. strangulata is the source of this 1733-nucleotide messenger RNA. RefSeq lists its product as uncharacterized. NCBI's taxonomy places the organism in Eukaryota, Viridiplantae, Streptophyta, Magnoliopsida, Poales, Poaceae. The record is from RefSeq and is a predicted model, not a curated record.